Molecule: messenger RNA, 2122 nt
Organism: Nicotiana tabacum (common tobacco)
Lineage: Eukaryota; Viridiplantae; Streptophyta; Magnoliopsida; Solanales; Solanaceae
Source: RefSeq, a predicted model, not a curated record
UUUUCCAAUACUAUAAACAGGCGUCCAGUGGUAGAUCUAGGGCAUUGCAUUGCAUUGCAGUAGAAGAAAUGAAGGUCGCCCCUAGAGUAAUACUACUGUUCAGAGAUACUAGCGGCUUCGGCACCGCCAUCUUCGAAGCUCUUCAACCUAACGCUAACUCCAACCUCCGAAGGCGAGAAGAAUCGCUGGAUUUAUCCUUAGAACGUUACGGAAUCAAAGAUCAAAAGGUUUCGGUCGAGAUUGUUCAUUUUCUCGAUGGCUCAAAUCUCUACGAGGUGUCUGUGUUGCUUUUGGAAAAUUACAAGCCUCCAACACUUGCUUGCGCUCUCAAUGAGGUUCUCUCAUUGUUAGUAGGAGAUGGGUCAUCAAAUAUGCCCACAAUUGUAGCCCCUUUCUUUGUGGCUGACACCAAGCUUAAGAUGGAAAAUAGAACUUCCUUUGGAGUUGACAACAUCUCAGUUUAUGGUUUGCAAGUAGGUGUCUCCAGUGGUCUUACUAAAGCUUUGAUCACGAAUUUGCAAGGCCCACCCCCUUCGUUGCAGAUUUUCCACGAAGAGUUGGCCUGCUUACUUCAGUUGGCUCGAGUCUUGAAAAUGCCUACUUUAGUUAUAAUUGGCAAAAAAGGUCAAAAGUUGCAUUGUAAGACUUCCGAAGACGAACUUCAGGUACGUUAUAAAUGUAAUAUGCUUGUUCAUCAAAUGGAUUAUUUUCAUGCUUUGAACACGAGGCUUCUUCCCUGUGGUAUCUAGGUUUUUGACAUCAUGCAGAAGUAAUGAAACAGAACAGGACUGUGUUCUGGGCUUCUCAGUUUCUUAUGUAAAUUUUAAGAUCUAAUCUUUUGAAUGAUUUAAUCCUGAGAAAUUGUUUUUCUGCAUGUUUUAUAAACUGAAGGGAAAAGGGGAGGGGAGAAAGCACUUUAAAUAGAGUAAAUUUAGCUUCAGCGUAGUUUCUAUUGUUAUAUUCUAUAGCAGCUGGCCGAGCUGAAUGGCUUAUGUAUUGCCAGGCAGUAAGUUAUUACAGCUGCAAAAAUGAAAUCUGAAUGGCAAGAAAACCAGCUCUUGGUUGCUUAAGUUCAAGCAGAUCAAGAUAGACAAAGCCUUACAUUGUCUUUGAUUGAAUAUAAUCAACUUUUUAAAGUCUGAUAACAUUAUUGGUCGCCUUUUCUGUGACAAGUAACACAAAAAACAACUUGAUUAGGGAUUUAACUUACUGCUGGAAGAAAAGCACUUUUAAUAGAAUAGAUUAGUUAGGGGAUUUAGCUUUGUUGCAGUUAUUCGUGAUAAUAUCCUAUUGCAGCUGGCCGAGCUGAGUGGCUUAUGCAUGCCAGGCAGUAAGUUAAUACAGCUGCAAAAUUCAAACAUGAGUGGCAAAAAAACCAGCUCGUGGUUGCUUGAGUUCAAGUAGACCAAGAUAGAUAAAGCCAUAUAUUUUCUAUUGGUUAAAGCUAAUUAAAUUUUGGUCUUUAUAAAAUUAACAUUACUGUUUCCUUUUCUAUGACAAGAAACCGAAACAAAUAACUUGACUAGGGAAUGUACUACUGAAAAUAAGCUGAAACAAAGCACUUUAAAUAGAAUGUAACUCUCUUGCAGUUACCCUUGAUAUAUCCUAUUGCAGCUGGCCGAGCUGAGUGGCUUAUGUAUGCCAUGCAGUAAGUUAAUACAGCUGCAAAAUUCAAACCUGAGUGGCAAAAAAACCAGCUCUUGGUUGCUUGAGUUCAAGUAGAUCAAGAUAGUUAAAGCCAUACAUUCUCUUUGGUUAAAUAUACAUCAGCUUUUAAGUCCUAUAGAGUGAUAUUAACACCAUUGUACCCCUUUACUCUGACAAGUAACAGAAACAAAUUAAGGAAUGAACAUCUGAAAAUAGGAGGCUGACUUGUGGAUGCAACUAUACAUUUUAAAAAUUGGUAAUUGCUCUGAAGGUGUCUUAAGCAAACCAACAUUAUGGUUCAAGGGAUUUGAUUGAUAGAGCUAUCGACUUGAAUAUUAUGCCAUUAUCAUCUAAAGUUCCCUGACCAGAAUGACAGAUCUACCUGUCUUUGAUUUGAUUAAUUUCUGAUCCAUAUCCAAGCAUUUUCUUGGGGAUCCUCCCUUACCAUUUCUGUAUAUCAGUGGACGGGCUCGAU